Messenger RNA from Aspergillus fischeri NRRL 181, 627 nucleotides. RefSeq names its product LysM peptidoglycan-binding domain-containing protein. The record is from RefSeq and is a predicted model, not a curated record. NCBI's taxonomy places the organism in Eukaryota, Fungi, Ascomycota, Eurotiomycetes, Eurotiales, Aspergillaceae. The transcript is spliced from 3 exons. The coding region runs from base 1 to 627 and encodes 208 amino acids.
AUGCAGCCCAAACACCUCGCCGCUACUGGGCUUGUCCCAGGCCUAGCAAGUGCGCUCUCCCGCCGCGCCGUUGAGCGCUCCUUUACCACAAGUGCUGCCAAGGGCGAUACCUGUGAGAGCUUUGCCAGCACCACGCUCACCAGGACAACGUCUAGCACCACCGCCCCCGGAGCCCCCGAGCCAACCGAAGACCCGGGCUCGGGUCCAUCCCCUAAACUGCCCGGCAUCGUCGACAACUGCGACGAGUUCUAUAAGGUCUCGUCCGGUGACACGUGCGACAGCAUUACCAAAGCCCACGGUAUUUCCACGACACAGUUUAAGAGCUGGAAUACCGGGAUCGAUGAUAACUGCACAAACCUCUGGCUGGACUACUAUGUCUGCGUUCAUAUCCCCGGCGCAACCACAUCGCAACCACCGAAACCAACUGAGCCCUCCGGUCCAACACCUCAAAUGCCUGGCAUUGUCAACAACUGCAAGAGCUUCCACCUGAUUCAGAGUGGUGACAGCUGCUGGUCCAUCUACACAAAUGCGGGUAUCAUCUUUGAGCAGUUCCGCGCGUGGAAUACACAGGUUGAUGCAGCUUGCAGUAAUCUGUGGCUGGGGUACUACGUCUGUGUCGGUGUCUAA